AUGUCGAACGCUUUAUCUUUCACACUCCCCGCUCUAAACAACCCUCAGAUAAACGCUUUCAACAACCCUAACAAAACGCGCUUGCUUCUGAGAAGCAGGGCUGCAAGAUGCUUGACCUCUAUCGUAGAGAAGAAAAGACUGUUUGGAGCACCGGUGCGGUCGAGUGGGUUGGACCGGAUCCGGUUGCUGCAAUCAGGGCGGUUGCCCAAAUGGAGGGUAGCUGUCAGGUCUGCAUUCUCUGCCGUGCCGGAGAAGCCGCUGGGGCUGUAUGAUCCGGCGAUGGACAAGGACUCGUGCGGGGUGGGGUUUGUGGCGGAGUUGUCGGCCGAGUGUAGCCGCAAAACGGUAACCGACGCGCUGGAAAUGUUGGUGAGGAUGACGCACAGAGGUGCUUGUGGAUGCGAACCCAACACUGGAGAUGGUGCAGGCAUUCUAGUUGCUCUGCCUCAUGUCUUUUACCAGGAGGUUGUGGAAUUUGAGCUUCCUCCCCAGGGAAAAUAUGGAGUUGGCAUGUUUUUCUUGCCAAAGUCUGAAAAUCGAAGGGAGGAAAGCAAAAAAUUAUUUGGCAAGGUUGCUGAAUCUCUGGGGCACACUGUUCUUGGUUGGCGGUCUGUGCCCACUGAUAACACAGGAUUGGGCAAAUCAGCCCUGCAGACUGAACCAGUGAUUGAACAGGUGUUUCUUACGCCAAGUGCUCAAUCAAAAGUUGAUUUGGAAAGACAGAUGUACAUAUUAAGGAAGCUCAGCAUGGCAGCUAUUGCAUCUGCAUUAAACCUCCAAAAUGAUGGCAUUACUGAUUUCUAUAUCUGUUCACUUUCAUCAAGGACUGUUGUUUACAAAGGUCAGCUAACACCAGCUCAGUUGAAGGAUUAUUAUUUUGCUGAUCUUGGCAAUGAAAGGUUUACGAGCUACAUGGCCCUGAUACAUUCACGGUUUUCUACAAAUACUUUUCCUAGCUGGGAUCGUGCUCAACCGAUGCGCGUAUUAGGACACAAUGGGGAAAUCAACACACUCAGAGGCAAUGUUAAUUGGAUGAAGGCACGUGAGGGUUUACUAAAGUGCAAGGAGCUUGGUUUACCAGAGAAUGAAUUAAAGAAGCUUUUGCCCAUAGUGGAUGCAUGUUCAUCGGAUUCAGGAGCUUUUGAUGGUGUGCUUGAAUUUUUGCUUCAUUCAGGAAAAAGUCUUCCUGAAGCUGUUAUGAUGAUGAUUCCUGAAGCAUGGCAAAAUGACAAGAACAUGGAUUCUCAGCGUAAAGCAUUUUAUGAAUAUUUCUCAGCUCUCAUGGAGCCAUGGGAUGGGCCAGCUCUUAUAUCAUUUACCGAUGGUCACUACCUUGGAGCUACUUUGGAUAGGAAUGGACUGCGACCAGGCCGUUUCUAUGUCACCCAUAGUGGACGAGUUAUAAUGGCAAGUGAAGUUGGGGUUGUAGACAUUCCACCAGAAGAUGUGUGUAGGAAAGGUAGACUAAAUCCUGGCAUGAUGCUUCUGGUUGAUUUUGAGAAGCAUGAAGUUGUAAAUGAUGAUGCCUUAAAAGAGCAGUACUCAUUGGCAAGACCCUAUGAGGAUUGGCUCAAAAAUCAGAAAAUUGAACUUAAAGACAUCGUUGACUCUGUUCCUAAAUCUGAAAGAGUACCACCACCUAUAGCAGGAGUGGCUCCACUAGACAAUGAUGAUGUGGAUAUGGAAAAUAUUGGCAUUCAUGGCUUAGUGGCUCCAUUGAAAGCUUUUGGAUAUUCAGUUGAAUCACUGGAAAUGCUAUUACUUCCUAUGGCCAAGGAUGGUGUAGAAGCCCUUGGGUCAAUGGGAAAUGAUACACCACUAGCUGUCAUGUCUAAUAGAGAAAAACUCACUUUUGAAUAUUUCAAGCAAAUGUUUGCUCAAGUUACAAACCCUCCUAUUGAUCCUAUUAGAGAGAAAAUAGUCACUUCUAUGCAAUGUAUGGUUGGUCCAGAGGGCGAUCUGACAGAAAUCACUGAGGAGCAAUGCCACCGCCUUUCCCUCAAAGGUCCCCUUUUAUCCACUGAAGAAAUGGAAGCCAUAAAAAAUAUGAAUUAUAGGGGAUGGCGCAGCAAAGUUAUAGACACAACGUACGCAAAGGAGCGUGGUCAGAGAGGGUUGGGGGAAGCCUUGGACAGGAUAUGUGAGGAAGCACAUGAUGCAAUUAAUGAAGGCUAUACCACACUUGUGCUGUCUGAUAGAGCCUUCUCAAGGAAACGUGUUGCUGUGAGCUCCCUCCUGGCUGUUGGUGCUGUCCAUCAACACCUAGUUAAAACACUUGAGCGCACUAGAGUUGCCUUAAUAGUUGAAUCUGCUGAGCCACGUGAAGUGCAUCAUUUCUGCACACUUGUUGGUUUUGGUGCUGAUGCUAUAUGCCCAUAUUUGGCUCUGGAGGCAAUUUGGCGACUGCAAGUUGAUGGAAAGAUCCCACCAAAAGCAAGUGGUGAGUUCCACUCAAAAGAAGAGUUGGUCAAGAAGUAUUUCAAAGCAAGCAACUAUGGAAUGAUGAAGGUUCUUGCCAAGAUGGGAAUAUCAACUUUGGCAUCAUACAAAGGUGCUCAGAUUUUUGAAGCUCUGGGUCUUUCAUCGGAAGUGAUUGAAAAGUGCUUCGCUGGAACUCCAAGUCGAGUUGAGGGUGCAACAUUCGAGACACUUGCUCGUGAUGCUUUACAACUGCAUGAGUUGGCUUUUCCUUCCCGUUUUUUCUCUCCUGGAAGUGCAGAAGCUGUAACUUUACCAAAUCCUGGUGAUUAUCACUGGAGAAAGGGUGGUGAAGUUCACCUGAAUGAUCCUCUUGCUAUAGCAAAUCUUCAAGAGGCUGCCAGAACUAACAGUGUAGAUGCAUAUAAACAGUAUUCCAAGCUCAUUCAUGAAUUGAACAAGGCUUGCAAUUUGCGUGGACUUCUGAAAUUUAAAGAGGCGACUGUUAAAAUUCCUAUUGAUGAAGUGGAGCCUGCUAGCGAAAUAGUAAAACGGUUUUGCACUGGGGCCAUGAGUUAUGGGUCAAUAUCAUUGGAGGCACACACAACAUUAGCAAUGGCUAUGAAUAAAAUUGGAGGGAAAUCUAAUACAGGUGAGGGAGGCGAGCAACCAUCUCGUAUGGAGCCUCUUCCUAAUGGCACAAUGAAUCCCAAAAGAAGUGCCAUUAAGCAAGUGGCUAGUGGGAGAUUUGGAGUUUCAAGUUACUACCUUACAAAUGCUGAUGAACUGCAGAUAAAAAUGGCCCAGGGAGCAAAACCUGGUGAGGGAGGUGAACUUCCUGGGCACAAGGUUAUAGGAGACAUUGCGGUUACUAGGAAUUCAACUGCCGGAGUAGGACUUAUCAGUCCACCUCCCCAUCAUGAUAUUUAUUCAAUUGAAGACCUUGCCCAACUAAUUCAUGAUCUUAAGAAUGCCAAUCCAUCUGCUCGGAUUAGCGUGAAGUUGGUAUCUGAAGCAGGAGUGGGGAUAAUUGCUAGUGGAGUUGUUAAAGGCCAUGCCGACCAUGUGUUGAUCUCGGGUCAUGAUGGAGGUACUGGGGCAUCUAGAUGGACUGGCAUAAAGAAUGCUGGGCUGCCUUGGGAACUUGGCCUGGCUGAGACCCACCAGACUUUGGUUGCUAAUGAUCUACGUGGUCGCACAGUCCUCCAAACGGAUGGGCAACUAAAAACUGGGAGAGAUGUGGCCAUCGCUACUCUGCUUGGUGCAGAAGAGUUUGGUUUCAGUACUGCUCCGCUCAUCACUCUCGGCUGCAUCAUGAUGCGGAAGUGCCACAAGAACACUUGUCCAGUCGGCAUUGCUACUCAAGAUCCAGUACUCAGAGAAAAGUUUGCUGGAGAACCCGAGCAUGUUAUCAACUUCUUUUUUAUGGUGGCAGAAGAAAUGAGAGAAAUUAUGUCCCAGCUUGGGUUUAGGACAGUUAAUGAGAUGGUUGGUCGAUCUGAUAUGCUUGAAGUUGAUAAGGAAGUCAUUAAGAGCAAUCAGAAACUAGAGAACAUUGACCUCUCUCUAGUGCUUAGACCUGCUGCUGAAUUGCGUCCAGAAGCUGCUCAAUAUUGUGUGCAAAAACAGGAUCAUGGUUUGGACAUUGCCCUGGAUAACAAGCUCAUAAGUCUGUCCAAUGCUGCUUUGGAAAAGGGUCUCCCUGUAUACAUUGAGACUCCAAUCUGUAAUGUAAACCGUGCCGUGGGAACUAUGCUUAGCCAUGAGGUGACUAAACGGUACCACCUAGGUGGUCUUCCAAACGACACCAUUCAUAUCAGAUUUACUGGCAGUGCAGGCCAGAGCUUUGGUGCAUUCCUCUGUCCUGGUAUCACUUUGGAACUUGAAGGUGAUAGUAAUGAUUAUGUCGGUAAAGGGUUAUCCGGUGGCAAGAUUGUAGUGUAUCCUCCAAAAGGAAGUAAUUUUGACCCUAAGGAGAACAUUGUGAUUGGUAAUGUGGCAUUAUAUGGGGCUACUCAAGGUGAAGCUUACUUCAAUGGGAUGGCAGCAGAAAGAUUUUGUGUUCGUAAUUCUGGGGCUAAGGCUGUUGUGGAAGGUGUUGGUGAUCAUGGGUGUGAGUACAUGACUGGCGGGACCGUUGUUGUGCUUGGGGAAACUGGUAGAAAUUUUGCUGCAGGUAUGAGUGGCGGGAUUGCUUAUGUUCUUGAUUUGUAUGGAAAAUUCCAAUCUCGAUGCAACUUGGAACUAGUAGAUCUGGAUAAGGUUGAAGAGGAAGAGGACAUUUUCACACUUAGGAUGUUGAUACAGCAGCAUCAGCGUCACACAAAUAGUCUGCUUGCCAAAGAAGUGCUUGAUGAUUUUGAGAAUCUUCUUCCUAAAUUUAUCAAGGUGUUCCCUCGGGAAUAUAAACGUGUUCUUGCAAGUAUGAAGUCCGAGGAACUGUCCAAAGAUGCCAUGGUGGAUGCAGCAAAGGAUGAACAAGAGCAAGAUGACGAAGCACAAGCAGUAGAGAAGGAUGCUUUUGAAGAACUCAAGAAACUGGCAACUGCAUCUUUGAAUGAGAAACAGAGUCAGGCUGAGACACCCAAGAGGCCUAGCCGAGCCACUGAUGCCAUUAAACAUAGAGGUUUUAUUGCUUAUGAGCGCGAGGGUGUUCAGUAUAGGGAUCCUAAUGUUCGCAUGGCUGAUUGGAAGGAAGUGAUGGAGGAGACAAAGCCUGGUCCCCUUCUGAAAACACAGUCAGCCCGUUGCAUGGACUGUGGUACCCCUUUCUGUCAUCAGGAAAAUUCUGGAUGCCCUCUUGGAAAUAAAAUACCAGAAUUUAACGAGUUAGUAUACCAAAAUAGGUGGAAGGAAGCAUUAGAGAGGCUUCUUGAAACAAAUAACUUUCCGGAAUUUACUGGUCGGGUGUGCCCAGCACCUUGUGAAGGUUCUUGUGUGCUUGGUAUUAUUGAGAAUCCCGUAUCUAUUAAAAGCAUUGAAUGUGCCAUCAUAGACAAGGCUUUUGAGGAGGGAUGGAUGGUGCCACGACCUCCAGUCAAGAGAACUGGGAAAAGAGUAGCCAUCGUUGGAAGUGGACCAGCUGGUUUGGCAGCUGCUGAUCAGCUAAAUAAAAUGGGUCAUACGGUGACAGUGUAUGAAAGAGCUGAUAGGAUUGGAGGGCUUAUGAUGUAUGGGGUCCCCAACAUGAAAACUGACAAAGUGGAUGUAGUUCAACGACGAGUGAACCUUAUGGCCGAGGAGGGAAUAGAUUUUGUGGUGAAUGCUAAUGUUGGAAAUGAUCCUCUGUACUCUCUUGAUCGGCUUCGAGAGGAAAAUGAUGCCAUUGUUUUGGCUGUUGGAUCUACAAAACCUAGGGAUCUUCCUGUACCUGGUCGAGAGAUGUCAGGAGUUCAUUUUGCCAUGGAGUUUCUCCAUGCAAAUACUAAAAGCUUGCUUGAUAGUAAUCUCGAGGAUGGUAACUACAUUUCAGCCAAGGGAAAGAAAGUUGUGGUCAUUGGUGGAGGUGACACUGGCACAGAUUGCAUAGGAACAUCCAUUCGUCAUGGUUGUAGUAGCAUUGUAAAUCUUGAACUCCUUCCUCAACCACCACCAACUAGGGCUUCCGGCAACCCAUGGCCUCAGUGGCCUCGCAUAUUCCGAGUGGAUUACGGUCACCAAGAGGCUGCAGCCAAAUUUGGCAAAGAUCCAAGAUCGUACGAGGUUCUGACUAAGAGGUUCGUCGGAGAUGAAAAUGGAGUUGUGAAAGGACUUGAAGUAAUUAGCGUCCGCUGGGAAAAGGAUGAAACUGGCAAGUUUCAGUUUAAGGAAAUCGAGGGUUCGGAGGAGAUUAUUGAGGCUGACCUAGUUUUACUAGCCAUGGGAUUCCUUGGUCCCGAGCCUACAACUGCAGAGAAGUUGGGUGUGGAGAGGGACAACAGAUCAAACUUCAAGGCUGAUUAUGGCGGCUUCUCAACUAAUGUGAAAGGGGUGUUUGCAGCAGGUGAUUGUCGCCGGGGUCAGUCCCUGGUGGUCUGGGCCAUUUCAGAGGGACGACAAGCAGCGGCACGGGUGGACAAUUACCUCAUCAAAGAAGAUGAAGAAUACAGGAACCAGGAUGGGCUUGUCAAGAGGCAGCGGGGCCUCAACAAGAAGCAGCAGGGCGGCAGCAAACACACAGUGAUGACUUAG
Sphenostylis stenocarpa is the source of this 6588-nucleotide messenger RNA. Lineage: Eukaryota; Viridiplantae; Streptophyta; Magnoliopsida; Fabales; Fabaceae. The record is from the annotation of a GenBank genome assembly.